UACAUUGGAACUUGAGUUUAACCUACAAAGUUAAUCAUCUAUCCUCUUUGAUUUGAAGCCUUGCUUUGUUCUCUCUCCAUGUCCUGCAUCAUGCUAAGGUUUCCACAUGCUAGAAAGGCAUGGAAAAGCCUCACUUCCACACUAGGAAAACUUCGUAAGAUUCGUAGGUCCAAAGCCAUGAAGAAACAAAGAAAGCAUCUAAACAACAACACUUCACAGACUACCAAAGCCCCUCCUAAGUUCCUUGCUACUAAGCGUUUUCGCCACAAAAGGUUAGCAACUGUCACAAGUGUCAUCUACGGCUUCCGCAAAAAGCCUGCACCUGUGUAUAUCGAUAAGCUCUUUAAAGAGCCUUCCUUUGACUUGGUGGAGAAUAUGAAGCCACAGAAAGUUCUCAAACCACGAACUGAAAAAACUGCAAAGCUCCCAUAUCAAUCAAGGGAAGAAGAAGAAGGAGGAACAAGCAUGGAAGGUGCAUCUGACAAACCCUCUACAUCAGAUGAUAUGUGGGAGUCACUAGCAGCAGUAGCCUCACCCCUGAUGCAAGGAAUAGAUGAACGAGCAGAAGAGUUCAUCGCCAGGUUCAGAGAACAAAUGGCGGCACAAGAGAUGUUAGCCAGAAAUCUGUAGCACGUGUUCUGGAAUCUUUCUCUCUAGUAGUGUAGCUACGUUUAUCAAUGUGUAAAUUCCAUCUUUGAUUUCCAUGCAUUGAUAUAAAGUACAACUACCGAAGUAUAGGUCUACUAGAUAGUUAACGACCAGUCUGUAAGGAUAUUCUCUCAAUUAUGUCAACUACUUUGUUCAUCAUUUUCCGAUCCAUAUAGAUUGUUUAAUAUCAGCAACGAAUUGGAAGAGAUGAAAACUCCUUAGAACAAAA
Messenger RNA from Gastrolobium bilobum, 877 nucleotides. RefSeq lists its product as uncharacterized. NCBI's taxonomy places the organism in Eukaryota, Viridiplantae, Streptophyta, Magnoliopsida, Fabales, Fabaceae. The transcript has a single exon. The coding region runs from base 79 to 630 and encodes 183 amino acids. The record is from RefSeq and is a predicted model, not a curated record.